Anopheles merus is the source of this 5217-nucleotide messenger RNA. It is a transcript of the gene gzl, whose product is annotated as E3 ubiquitin-protein ligase RNF13. Gene Ontology annotation, cellular component: cytoplasm; nucleoplasm. The record is from RefSeq and is a predicted model, not a curated record. The transcript has 8 exons. Bases 1532 to 3388 code for a protein of 618 amino acids. NCBI's taxonomy places the organism in Eukaryota, Metazoa, Arthropoda, Insecta, Diptera, Culicidae.
GAUGUUUCCGAUCGGGAUUUGUGAUGGGGUUUUGCUUCGCUGUGACGCGUUCUGCGCUGCGGAUACGGAAAGGCGAAGAUUAAUCACGCAGUAGAAUAGUUGAGGCUCCCUCCUUCUCUCCCUCCACUGCUGGCUCUGUUGGGCAGCGGGCGAUGGUAGUGUUGUUGUUGUUGUUGUUGUUGUCGGACAAGCAGACGAAUCUCCUUGCGCAAAGCAGUGCCGUAUUCACGUUCUUCUUGCUCAUCUAGUCCAGUUUCUUCAAAUGCAUAGUUCUUGCGAAGUAUUUCGUUCAAAGUGUGUUCUUUUCCAAAGGCCCCUCUCGGUGUGAAGCACGGAGCAUUCGCUGCUGUUUGUGAGUGUAUGAGUGUGUUGGUGUGUUUUGUGUAGCUGUGUGCGUCUGUGUUUGUACAAUGCGAGCAAAUGAUUGCAAUGUUUUCAAUCGCUAAGACAAUAAUGGCGACCGCUGCUUAGUGAUUACGUCCUCGCGAUUCAGCGCCCAGUCAAGUGGUGGACGUUUUUCCAUGCCCGUGUUUCAUCCGCACCCCAACGUCAGCAGCUUCCGGUAGCACGGUGAACGGGAAAUGAUUCAUUCCAGCCAGAUAAUCGAACUACAACGAGCAGCAAGAAGCUGAAAAUUACCAUCAGAGCACAGCACGGACGGUUUUUGUUUUGACUUUGUUCGGCCCCCUCCCGUUUUACGCUUUUCGCCGUCAGCUGUCAUAUCGGUGUGUCUUUUUGGUGUUUCUAGUGCGAUGUAAAUUGCGCACCGCCCGUACAAAGGAAAGUUAGGUGGAAAAAGUAUUUGGAUGGGAGUGAAAAUCGCAUUCGCCAACUAGCGGAAGAAACAUACACACAAGCAAUAGUGUGUGGAUAUCAAUCAGGCUCGUUGCUUGGCCUUGCUGCAGGAUCGCGAAUAUACACACACACCCCCCAAUCAACCACCAUCGGUAAUGGGAAAUACUAAAUCGUGAAUGUGCAUUCCAUCUAUUGUUGCUUCCGGUUUGCAACUGUGCAAAGCAAAAGGUGAACGUUUCCUGCCCCUCCCCGCAUAAAAGACGCAUGUGAAGACAAUCGUGCCGCGAAAACCACUAACCCUCCGCGAUCCUCCUCUGCUUCCCGUACCUGAUACGCUGGCCUCUAGCCUGAUCUUGUGUUCCUUCGAUGCCGGCUAGCUGAAGUGUGACCGUUAGACAUGAUCAGCACCAUCAUCAUCAUCACUCUCCUAGAGCCGGACAGGCACUAGAGAGCUGUGAACGCUGGUGCCGUUCACCCUUCCCCCCCGAUACCCAAAGGGACGGCCGCGUGCCGCGUGAAAAGGAAAAGACAGACGAGCGAGCGCGUACGCGUUAAACCGACCCUAGCGCAAAAGGGUAUCACAGACGGUGGACGGCAGGGGAGGCGACCGUGUACUCCAGGGGCACAAACCCUGAGUCGUGCGGGAGCUAUAUAUAGAGUACGAAUCGCGAUUAUCGGGUUUGUUUUGGGGCCCAUCGUCGCAAAGCAUUAUCGCAAACGUUUCGGUGGAUUGAACAUGCUGCCGCAGUCGAUGAUAAUGGUGAAGGGCGGGUGCGCGCGUUUGCCGAUGAAUCGGGCUCCGCACCGAUCGCCGAGGUUCGUCCAUCGGCAGUACCAUCAUCGGCUGUUGAUGCUGGUCGCCAUGGUCCUGAUGUUGGCGCAGCCCUGCGUACGAGCGGACAUACUCGUCUAUCAGAUGCUGAACGAUCAGAUCAUCGAAGAGUUUCGUGACCUUCCAGCCACGUUCGGCGGCGAAAUUCCCGACUCGGGGCUGAAGGUACUGGCGGACAAGGCGGACCCACCGGACGGUUGUACCGAAAUGCGCCCAGCGCCGAAUAUAACUAGCAAGUUUGCGGUAGUAAUCGCACGCUACAACUGUUCGUUCGAGGUGAAGGUACGGAACGCUCAACAGGCUGGCUAUGCCAUGGUUAUCGUUCACAAUGUGGGCAGUAAUGAUUUGGAGCACAUGUCCGCCAACCAUCCGCAAGAUCUGCUAAUACCGUCCGUGUUUGUGGGCGAAUCAGCUGGACGCAGCAUCAUCGAGGCGUACCUGUACGAUCACGACUACGCACUGGUCAUAACCGAUGACAUCCCGUUCAACAUUAGCAAUAAUCUGAUUAUUCCAUUCGCCAUCGUUGUUGGGCUGUGCUUUAUCAUUAUGCGUGUCUUGCAGGUGCUGUUCAUGAUCAUUCGCUGCAUUCGUGAGCGACGACGGCGGAUGCGCCACCGGUUACCUGCCCGCGUGCUGCGCAAGAUCGGCAUCGUAAAGUUCGCAAAAGGGAUGCGCUUCGACACGUGCGCCAUCUGUCUGGAGGACUUUGUCGAGAACGAGCGACUGCGUGUGCUGCCCUGCCGGCAUGCUUAUCAUGCGAUCUGCAUCGAUCCAUGGUUGACGAAGAACCGGCGCGUUUGCCCCAUCUGCAAACGGCGGGUAAUUGUGCGCGGCGAGGCACGCCAACGUCGCUACUCCAGCGACAGCAUGUCGUCGACGAAUGCGGACGAAUCGACACCACUGCUCAACUCGACCGAAAACAGUACUUCGGGUAGCGCUGCCGGUGUGGUUACCGCACCACCUGCUACAUCGUCUUCCAGUCCGGUCACUGCUGCGGUUCCACCCUCGGGUAACAGUGGUGCCGGGGCGCAAACAGCAGCUGCUGCUGCACCGCAGCGUGAUCAGCAGCAACUGCAGCAGAAUGCCGCUCCCGACAGUCACGUGAUGGAGGUACCACCUUCUGACGACGACGAUGAGAUGCUGGACGAUCGGAAUGUACCGAGUGCGCGCUGGCUGUUGCGUGGCCGUACUUCCUCCCAGCAGCAGCAUCAGCAGCAGCAGCAACCGCAACAGCAACCCCUUAAUGAGUCUCCAUAUAGUCCGAUCGGUGACAAUGUGGUUACUCCUUCCCGUUGGAGGUUUUUCCAAAGAUUUUUUACCAGAAGUACGGCGCAAAGCGAUACCGAAGGCAGCAACAUACAGGAACCGCCGGCAGCGGCGCAAGCAUCGUCACCCCAACCGUUCAGUCCCACCGUGCCGCUCGGCACGGGUAACAACAUCCUCAAUGCGCACCUGUCCGGUUCGUUCCACGGCUCGGAAGACACGACCGACGACGAGCUGCUCGAUGCAAUGCAGCGCGACCGGACCAAGCAGCGCCAGUUCCGCUCGGCACCGGACAUGCCCUCGACCAGUGUCGGCGCGCGUCUCGGGGUGGCCGCACUGCCGAACGUUAACUUCAACCCGGCGGUUGGUGGCGCAAACGCGCCGACAGCACCGGCAGAGUCAACGUCCGGUGCUGGUGCCCCGAGACGGUACCGCCGCCAACCGAUGCCCCGGCAUGAGCGUAAACGUAAUGGCAACAACAAUAGCCAUAUUGUGUAAAUACGUGCCUAACCGAACGUGGCGUGACCCCUGGAGUGGCUGCGACGUUCGGAGGAUGGUGGUACACACACACACGCGUGAUUCGGUGUGCUAUAGCGUUUUUCUUUUCUUCUUUCUCUCCCGGGUGCGGACCACUCCGCCCGAACCCCGCACCACGAGGGAGGAAAGUUUGGAAGGGUUAUUUUAGGAAAUCUUUUAAAGGGGAUGGAGCGCGUUCAGCCGAAUGAAGCGAACGCACUACGGAUACCUAAAUAAUCAUUAUCAUCAAGAAUCCCCCCCCCCCUCCUGCAUAAUGUGCGCGACCAUAUUGAUGUCGCUUACACACGUGAUAUAGAGUACAUAUAUGUAAGCAUAACACAACAAAAAAACAACAAGUAAGCUGGCCAAGAUUUUGUUCCUUUUCCGGGGAGUUGUCCCUUUUUUCGAAGGCAAGAUCGUGGUAGAGGUCCGGGCCAAACUGUCGCCAGCAAUGCAAUGCAGCAUCACAACCCUCAUCCAUCCAGCCGUCAGUUAUCUUGUCCAAUCCGCGAACAUUCCCCGGGGGGGAAGGCAGAUAUCGCUCGAAUUGCGUGUCACAAAACACAACACACUCACACAUAAUAUUUUUUUUUUGUAACAGUAGUGCAAUGCACCACGUGUGUGUGUGAUGUGGGCCGCGUUGUGGUCGGUGUUCGGUUGCAGGCUGUUCGUGAGCCCGUUGCAUUGCGUUGUUGUUGUCUCUGCUUGUCUUGCAGGCAUCCAGUAGCCCGGUGUGGCCGCUUGCUGUUGAAAUAAUUUACCUUAUUUACCAUUUAAACGUAUAGUCAUUCGUAUAUUAAUCGUUUUUUUUCUCUUCAUUUUACUAACGGAACUGAGAGCAGAGUAGUAGAGUGAGUAGAUCGAAACAAUCGAAUAGAUAGUAGUGUGCGCCCACCAAUCGUGUGCUUGUGUGUGCUCUGCUUGUAUUUGCGAGCAGAACAGUAAUCAGUUUGUGUACCCUCCCAGCAAAAGAGUAAGUUUGCGCGCAGUGUGUGAUUUUGACACACAUGUGAUUUUGAAUUAUUAGAGCGAUGUUUUGUUUGUUUUGUUGUACAAAGAACAAACAAGCACCACGGUAAGGACAAGAUAUACCGGACAGUUCCAAGAGCUGUUCCGAUAUGUACUAUCUUCCUUGGACCCCUUCCUCCGGCACGGAUUUGCCGUACAGCGUUUUUGUUUUUUGGCUAAAGAGCGAAGGAAAGCAAUAGAGAGAGAUCCCUAUUUUUAGUUGCUAACCACAUUGUGCAAACGGCGCGUAAAGGUAGGGAGUUGGGAGUAGCUGGCACAGCGGUACUCAUGAUAAUUAAGGGUCGCCACACAUUUUGUUUUUGUUUUCCGGUUUUGCGUCCACUCUCAUCAUAGUUCGAACCGCGACUUGUACUACCACGGCGUUAGGGAAAAUAUUUGAUAGAGAGAGGUAUUUAGAGGUAGUGAGGAAAUAAAAUAGAAACCCCGAACUAUCUGCGUAAUCCAUAUAUAUGUAUGUGUGUGUGUGCAUUCGGACUUAUACUGUGGGAUGUGCAUCGGUACUAUGAACAGGAUUAGUUCGGUAGGCUAAUUUCGACGCAUUCGUUUAUCUAAUCCGGACGAUACACGAGCGCAGACAGUGAACUCUCACGCUGAAGUGGAAUCAUGAACGUUCUCUCAAGAAAAGGAAAGGAAGCGAGCGAGCCUUUAUAGUGAAAUAGCCGGAGCAGAAGGAGAAGCUUGCGUUUCUUCGCUCACGGAGAACGGAGAAAAUGCACUAUUGUAAACCAGAUUAUCCCGCGCUAGAUGAGAAAAGGAAGAAUAAACUGUACAAUAUAGUUGAA